This is a messenger RNA of Encephalitozoon hellem ATCC 50504, 327 nucleotides long. Its product is annotated as transcription initiation factor TFIID subunit TAF10. NCBI's taxonomy places the organism in Eukaryota, Fungi, Microsporidia, Unikaryonidae. Gene Ontology annotation, cellular component: SAGA complex; transcription factor TFIID complex; nucleus. The record is from RefSeq and is a predicted model, not a curated record. The transcript has a single exon. Gene Ontology annotation, biological process: transcription initiation at RNA polymerase II promoter. Gene Ontology annotation, molecular function: promoter-specific chromatin binding; RNA polymerase II general transcription initiation factor activity. The coding region runs from base 1 to 327 and encodes 108 amino acids.
AUGAAGGAAGAAGAGUUCAAUGAGCUCAAGCAGAAUCUAGAUAACUAUACCCCACUUCUUCCAGAGUCGGUGACAGAUUACUUCAUGGAAAAGGCCGGUGUGGCCACUUCCGAUCAGAAUGUUAAGAAGCUUGUUUCCCUGUUAGCUCAUAAGUUUGUGACAGACAUCGCCGUGUCUUCUUUUCAGUAUCAUAGAAUAAACCAGAAGGCCGCGCAGAAAGACAAAAGGUUUGCAAAGGAGAAGAAGCCCACAUUCCAGCUCGUAGACCUUGAAAAAGCUCUUGAGGAGGUGGGCAUAAGCAUAUCAAGGCCUCACUACUACAUGUAA